Haliotis rufescens (red abalone) is the source of this 1188-nucleotide messenger RNA. Its product is annotated as vesicular glutamate transporter 2-like. The record is from RefSeq and is a predicted model, not a curated record. Lineage: Eukaryota; Metazoa; Mollusca; Gastropoda; Lepetellida; Haliotidae. Gene Ontology annotation, molecular function: transmembrane transporter activity. The coding region runs from base 242 to 1039 and encodes 265 amino acids. Gene Ontology annotation, biological process: monoatomic anion transport. The transcript has 3 exons.
AGGCACGGGCGUUAAUCUCUUGAAAGACAAAACGUGGACCAGCAUGGCGCGCAAACGGCACAACUAAUAGCGCCGGUACUAAGUAUGCGCUAGUACUGUCCAUUGACCCUUCCAUAGACAAUAUGAGGUGGCGAUCAACAAACAAACAAAUAAACAAACAAACAAACAAUCAAAGAAGCUUGUUACAUAUUUCUUCAAUCCAGCUAAUGUGUUUCUCACGUUACAGAACGGUGUGUAUUCCAUGCUGCCUUACGUUUGUAUGAUCAUCGUCAUCAACGUCGCUAGUCACGUGUCUGACUGGCUCAUCCACAAGGUCAAGUUCACGGUGCGAACAACGCGCAGGCUGAUGAACUCUUUAGGUAUGUUUGGAUCAGGAGCUAUGGUGAUCAUUCUUGCGCAGGCGCAUUGUGGCUGGGAGGGGAUGUCGGUGUCAACACUCUGUCUCACCAUGGGGGCAUUUGGCUUCUGUUUUUGUGGUCACAUUUCCAACUUCGCCGACAUCACCCAGGCUCACUCCGGGACACUGGCAGGGGUCUCCGACACAAUAGCCAUCCUGUCCGGCAUCGCUGCGCCUUACGUGGUCUCCACCUUAACACCAAAUCGGACGAGAGAGGAAUGGCAGAAAGCUUUCUAUGUGGCAGCUGGGGUGAGCUUUGCAGGGGGCCUGAUAUUCGCUCUGUUCUCUGACGGGAAACCCCAGCCGUGGGACGUUCACGACCGCUCCACACAAGCAGUCAAGAGAAGACAUGAUGGCGAUUGUCUCCGGGAUGAAGAACUGGAUAUGUAUGAAUGUGACGUGGCAGCGGCUGACGAUGUUGCUGACGUUGGGGAUGGACCUUUGGAGACGUCAGCACGCCUGCUGAGGGAAGGGUGUGUGGUGCUGGAGAGGGGACAGAACAUGGGUUCUGGAGACACGGGGCAGAAGGUCGUAAGGGGUCAAGGUCAUGGUCGAGGCUUGGUUGAAGAAGACGCGGUGGCCGACACCCUGCUCAAUCUGCCUAAAGAGAAGAAUGUGUCAUGUAGAAGAGGUUCAAAAUGAAUCUUCGUGAAUGUCCGGUACUGAUUAGAUUUUGGUUUGGUUUGGUUUGGUGUUUUACGCCGCACUCAGCAAUAUUCCAAUAUUCCACCAAUAUUAUGACGGCGGUCUGUAGAUAAUCGAGUCUGGACCAGACAAUUCAGUGAUUUACA